UGAACCCUGUUAACAUUAGGCUAAAUGCAUCCACAAUAGCUUUUCUUCUUGGUCAUUGCACAGCUGCAGCAGUAAUAGUUGAUCAAGAGUUCUUUUCUUUGGCAGAAGAAGCUUUGAAAAUAUGGUCUGAGAAAGCCAAGACCUUCAACCCACCACUACUUGUUGUCAUUGGUGAUGAAAACUGCGACCCUAAGACACUUAGGUAUGCUCUGGGAAAAGGAGCCAUUGAAUAUGAGGAUUUUCUCCAAAGUGGUGACCCUGAAUAUGCAUGGAUACCCCCGGAGGAUGAGUGGCAGAGCAUAUCUUUGGGUUACACAUCUGGUACCACCGCUAGUCCGAAGGGUGUGGUGUUGCACCACCGAGGAGCCUAUCUCAUGUCUCUGAGUGGCGCUCUUAUUUGGGGAAUGACUGAAGGUGCUGUGUAUCUUUGGACACUGCCAAUGUUUCAUUGCAAUGGUUGGUGUUUCACGUGGACACUUGCAGCUCUGUGCGGUACAAACAUAUGUCUUCGCCAG
Cajanus cajan (pigeon pea) is the source of this 515-nucleotide messenger RNA. Lineage: Eukaryota; Viridiplantae; Streptophyta; Magnoliopsida; Fabales; Fabaceae. The record is from RefSeq and is a predicted model, not a curated record.